Molecule: messenger RNA, 2587 nt
Organism: Phyllostomus discolor (pale spear-nosed bat)
Lineage: Eukaryota; Metazoa; Chordata; Mammalia; Chiroptera; Phyllostomidae
Gene: PRNP
Product: prion protein
Exons: 4
Coding region: 208-984 (258 amino acids)
Biological process (GO): protein homooligomerization
Cellular component (GO): membrane
Source: RefSeq, a predicted model, not a curated record
CCCAGCCCCUGGCGCCUCCUCCUCCUCCCCCUCGCGCCGCGCCGGCCCUCCGCGCCAGUCGCUGACAGCCGCAGCACAGGGAGCUUCUCCAAACGAGGCAGGACUCCUGAAUAUAUUUGAAAACUGAACAAUUUCAACCAAGCCGAAGCGUUGUCUUCCUGGAGGCACAAAUCCAGCUCAGCUGAGCCACAACAGACAUAAGUCAUCAUGGUGAAAAGUCAUGUAGGCGGCUGGAUCCUGGUUCUCUUUGUGGCCACAUGGAGUGACGUGGGCCUCUGCAAGAAGCGACCAAAGCCUGGAGGAGGAGGCAGCAGUGGCGGCAACCGCUACCCACCCCAGGGUGGUGGCUGGGGUCAGCCCCAUGGUGGCGGCUGGGGUCAGCCCCAUGGUGGUGGCUGGGGUCAGCCCCAUGGUGGCGGAGGCUGGGGUCAGCCCCAUGGUGGCGGAGGCUGGGGUCAGCCCCAUGGUGGCGGAGGCUGGGGACAGCCCCAUGGUGGCGGAGGCUGGGGACAGCCCUAUGGUGGCAAGCCCAGUAAGCCGAAAACCAACAUGAAGCAUGUGGCAGGAGCUGCGGCGGCUGGGGCCGUGGUGGGGGGCCUGGGUGGCUAUAUGCUGGGGAGUGCUAUGAGCAGGCCCCUCAUACAUUUUGGCAAUGACUAUGAGGACCGUUACUAUCGUGAAAACAUGAACCGUUUCCCCAACCAAGUGUACUACAAGCCUGUGGAUCAGUACAGCAACCAGAACAACUUCGUGCGCGACUGCGUCAACAUCACAGUCAAGGAGCACACGGUCACCACCACCACCAAGGGGGAGAACUUCACCGAGACUGAUGUCAAGAUAAUGGAGCGUGUAGUGGAGGAGAUGUGCACCAUCCAGUACCAGAAAGAGUACCAGGCUUACCAGAGAGGGGCGAGCGUGAUCCUCUUCUCUUCCCCUCCUGUGAUCCUCCUCCUCUCUUUCCUCAUUUUCCUAGUCGUGGGAUGAGGGCAGCUUUCUGUUUCCACCAUCCUCGUCUUUUACCAGGUUGGGGGAGGGGGUAUCCAGCUGCAGCUCUUCAGUGGCAGUGUCUCAUUCACGCUUCUCCCUUUGUCACCCGUAGGCUAAUCCCCUUGGCCCCGAAGCCACAGGGAAAUGCAGAGCAGGCCUGGCAGGCUAAGUAGUCAAGCCCAUUUGAUUGGGUCCUUUAUGGGCCAUUGCAAGUGCCAGGCUGGUAAGGGGGUCACAGCGAAUCAUCAUUCCAUGAUCUAGGCUUAUUUUGUCUCCAGUGCAACAGAUUGAGACUAAAUAAUCCCAAAACAGUCUUCAGAUGCCUUUGCCUACUUACCCCUGGCUCUGCGAGAGCUCAGCACACUAACACUCCAUCUUAGUUAGCAGUGCUUUGUUAGCAAUGCGGACACGUUUUCUCAUUUGUUUUAGGAAAACCUGACUGCAUUUGCGUGUGUAAACAGCAUUUCUGCCAAAUUUGCAAGGAUACUCAUUCAAAAAAACAAAACUAGGAAUCCUCAGCUCUUGGGCCCAGGCUCGGCCUGCUGGAGAAUGUGUGCCUGUGUCUGCAGAGAAUGUGACAGUGAUCUGCAUUCCGCAGCACAGGCCACACAGCUGCUGUUGCAUCAGGCGUGAAUAUUCAGGCAACACUAGACCUCUGAGCAGAGGACGGUUUCAUAGGGCAUGAACAUAACUAACAUAAUACGAGAGGCUUCUGGGGCUAAAACUGUCCAACAUUUGGGAGUGGUGCCCUCGGAGGGUGCCCACACCUGGCAUUCCUCUGUUUAUUAACAUAAACUGUAGAUAUUUAAAGCAGUUAAAAAUUAAAUUACCCUCUGGACACAGAACAAAUCUCCUUUGUUCAUUUACCUGGAAGUAAAAAUGAUUUUGACAUUGGGUGAAACCAGAUUUGAAUACAGAGGAAGCUGCAGCUGCAGACACACCAGUAUCAGAAGGUUAUGCAAUGAAGAAAAGGGUUGAUGCACAAAGACGCGCUUGCAUUUCUUCACAGUAUCUCAUAAUUGUCACAAACCAGAAUUGGGUUGAAUCCUUUGUCUCUGUGAUUGGCUUUUGAAUGGAAGAAUAGGGAAUAAAAAAAAAACAUGUUAGGCUGGAGAUUACAGAAAAAUGAUCUGUUCAGAGUGGAAAAAGAAAUUCUGUUUCUGUUAUUUAAAUAGGUAAAAUUACUCCUUGGAUUGUUCAAUAUUGUCACCUAGCAGAUCUCUGUUGUUAUUCUGCAAUGUGAUUGGCUUGGAUGUGUGUGGGUAUUCAAUGUAAAAAACCCAACAUAUAUAUAUAUAUAUAUAUAUAUAGUGCACAUGACAAACAAAAUUUCCGUUAGAGCAGUUAACACCUGGGGUCUCUGCGGCACUAUCUGUUUUUGUAAGGUACUAAAUGCGUAAUACGUGGGAAACCCUUCUGUGUGGUCUUUAGGCUUAUACCAUGUGCACUGAAUAGUUUUGUAUAAGGAUCCAAAGUGGUCUUUGAAAUUGCAUGUACUUUAUAUUUUCUAUAUUUGUAACUUUGCAUGUACUUGUUUUGUUGUAUAAAAAAUUUGUAAAUGUUUAAUAUCCAACUACAAUUAAACAGGAGCUGAGAUGAC